CCCACCCUCCUGCUCAGUAUGGAUCUCAAGGACCGCCGGAACCGGUCCCUUAACCGGGGCCGCUGCCCCAAGGACCCCCACUACAACACCUCCUCCCUGGACACGGAUGAGUGUCGCGUGCCCACCCAGAAGUCGUACAGCUCCAGCGAGACGCUCAAGGCCUUCGACCACGAGCAGAGGCUGCACUACGGCGGCUGCGUGACCGACCUCGUGCACCAUGAGGCGGAUGAGUACUCCAGGCAAGCAGGUACCUUCACUCUGGCCGAGCUGGGGGCGUGCGAGCCCAACCCCCAGCCCCACCCGGCCGCCGCGCCCUACUGCCCGGACCUGCACCUCCUCCAGCGGGGGUACGCCCUGGGCGCCGGCUCCGACGCCGACUCGGACCCAGAGGGGCCCCUGUCCCCGGAGAGGGCCAUCCAGCUGUGGUCCGCCCAGGGGGGCCGCGCGGGGGGCAAGUCCCGCCGGAGCUCGGGGGUCUCCAGCCACGAGAACUCGGCCCUGACCCUCACCGACUCGGACAACGACAACAAGUCAGACGACGAAUCAGUUUACCUGGAUGAUGAGGACGAUGAGGACCCGUUUGGUGACUAUGUUUUCAGUAAGUUCUAUUUGACUCCUCCCCUUUGUAGAAUUUGGUAAAGCGUUACUCUGCGUAUAACUGUGUAGUUGAUCUUGUGUAGCUUGUGCUGUGAUUGGCUAAUGUCUAUUUUUUGGGCCAU
Molecule: messenger RNA, 719 nt
Organism: Gadus morhua (Atlantic cod)
Lineage: Eukaryota; Metazoa; Chordata; Actinopteri; Gadiformes; Gadidae
Product: teneurin-2
Exons: 3
Coding region: 19-639 (206 amino acids)
Biological process (GO): signal transduction
Cellular component (GO): membrane
Source: RefSeq, a predicted model, not a curated record